Molecule: messenger RNA, 3609 nt
Organism: Tricharina praecox
Lineage: Eukaryota; Fungi; Ascomycota; Pezizomycetes; Pezizales; Pyronemataceae
Exons: 9
Coding region: 1-3609 (1202 amino acids)
Cellular component (GO): microtubule organizing center
Source: RefSeq, a predicted model, not a curated record
AUGGCGUACUCGUCGCGCGACGACCCGAGCAGCGCUGACCUCGGUAGCAUGAUCGACUCCUUCCAGUCUCCCGGUGUCGACCACGGUAUCCUGUCGCGGGGGGGCAAGCGGGGGAGCGGUAGCGGCGGGAGCGGAAAGAUCACGCUCGCGACGCCGCAGCGGCAGCCGUUCGGCGCGCUGACCAACCGGCGCAACGAGUUCACGCCGCUGCUGAAGAGCGUGCACCGGUCUGGCGUGAAGCGCUCGGGCGUGUUCGGCGAUGGCGUGCCAGUGCCCGACUUCCUACGGCCGGGGGCGAGGCUGCCCAGUUCCCCCGCGCUCCCCGAGGAUACUGCCGACUUCUCCGAGCAGACGGGCAUCGAGACGGUUAAUCCGAGUGCGCAUGAGAGUUCGGUCGGCAGCACGCCGUUGGCGCCGAGGGGGGGUGGGGGAGGGGCGGGUGCUCCGCUGGGUGGCGAUGGGCUCAUGACCCUCAGGGAACAGGAGAAGGUUAUCGAUGAUAUCAAGAAGGAGAACUUUAGUCUGAAGCUCAAGGUGUUUUUUCUCAACGAGCGGCUGGAUAAGCUGGGGCCGGAGCACAACGAUGCGGCGUUAAAGGAGAACGUCGAGAUCAAAGUCGAGCGAGCGACCCUCAAGGCGGAGCUGAAGCGGUACAAAAAGUCGCUGUUGGAUUCGGAGAAGGCGAUUGCGGAGCUACGGCAGGAACUGGGACGCUCCGGGAGAGAUCGGGAUAGCAAUUAUACCAACGACCGGCGGAGCGAGGAGGAGGCCAGGCUGCGCGAGGAACUACAACGGAAGCUCGAAGCUGUCCAGACAGAACUCGAUAAAGCUCUGGACGAGAUCGAACAGCUGCGCGAGAAUGACGAGAAAGAGCUCGAGACGCUGGAGGACGAGAAGGGCGAUCUGGAAGCUGAGCUGAGGGAGAAGGAAAGAGAGGCGGAUAAACACGAGGAGCAGCUUGCCGAAAUUGAGGACAAGCUUAAGGAGAGGGAUGACCGCAUCGUGGAUUUGGAAGAACACGCGGGUGAGCUCCAGGAACAAAUCAACGAGCUCAAGGAGGGACGAGAUCAAGAGCUCAGCGGUAAGGAGCAGCUGCUCGAACAGAAGGACGAAGCUCUACGGGCGGCUGAAAGAAGGAUCAAGGAGCUCGAGCGGGUCGAAAGACUGGGCGACGACGUCCGGAACAAGAGCUUCUCGUACAAAGGUCGACUAGCGGAGGAGAACAAAGAACUCAAGACACUCAGGUCGGAACUCAAGGACGUGCGGGCCGAGCUAGAGAACCUUCAACAACAGUACGAUGACUUGGACUCCCAAUACCAAGACAAGAUCAAUGAGAACCAACGACUGCAGAAGAAGAUGGAGGAUAUGAACGGCGACUUUGACGCGGAGGCGGAUUCGAUGGAGAAGCAAAUUCACCAGCUCAAACUCGACAAGGAGGCUCUCGCAAAGUCCCGCGCCGAACUUGAGUCGAAAGCACAGCAGGCGCAACAUGAGAUCAAUCGUGAACUUUUCCACGCUACCUCCGAGAAGGAUCUCUUACGUGCUCGCCACGAUUCCCUUGCUACCGAAAGCGCCGAGCUCCAACAACAGCUUCAACAAGUCAAAAAGAAGCUCCAAGAAAGCAACGUUGCUCUCCAGCAGGAGAGGGAUGCCGCUCUGACUGCCGAGAAGACAUACAGACAGCAGGCGGAUGUAGAGAGGAAUGCCUUCGAUGAUGAAUUGAACGAGCUCGAUGGCAAGUUGCAGGAGCAGGCACAACAGUACGAGCGCGAGUUCGACAACUGGGCCUCCGAGAAACGUCAGCUGGAGGUCAAAUUGCAGAGAGCUGAGGAAUCUUCCGAGGGCCUCAAGAGGACUCUGCAGUCGCUACAGCAGACGGAACAUACCCUCCAAGGGAAGGAAGCCAAGCUUGCCGAUGCGCUCCAGAACGAGACCGAACGGCAUAAAGCGUCAGAGCAAAGCUUGGAGAGACAGAUCGAGGAGCUCCAAGGCGAAAUCGGGGAACGCAAGCACGCCCUCGAGGCCAAGGCCGCUGAGCUCAGUGCUGCCAUGGAGGAAGUCCGACAAUCGAAAAAGUCCGAGAGGACGCUCCAGGACCAGAUCCAGGCGCUAAGUGACGAAGUCGAUCUCUUGACAGCGCAAAACGACGAGCUUCAAGAGAGCGCGAGUGAGCAAAUCGAGGCCGCACAGGCUGAGGUUGACGCCGUGCGGAAGAAGCUCAAUGCUGCGCGUCUCGAAGAGAAGCUGCAGCUCCAGGAUCAACUCAUGACCGUUCAAUCUCAGCUUGCAGACUUGCAGACAUCUGCGGUGGACGUUGAGAUUGAGCGUGAUGAGCUCAAGAGCAGGCUUGCCCAGAGUUCGAAGUAUGGUGAAAUGGCCAAGGGUUUCGACAACGAGAAGAUGGAGCUACGAAAAGCCAAGAGCAAGCUCGAGAUCGAGGUUCAGCAUGCAAGCGAGGAGCGAGAGAUUCUCGAGAGGAAGAUCGAUGAGCUGGAAGCCGAGCUCGAGGAGACUCUCGAGGCUGCACGCGAACAGGAAGAGAAGGCGCACACUUUGGGCCAUGAUCUAAAGAAGCUCUCGGACAGUCGCGAGCGGGAGCAGCAGAAAGCCCAGCAGAAGGUUGCCCGUCUCGAAGCUAGGAUCGAUGAGCUGGUCAAGCAGGGUUCUCACGAUAGCGAUGCUGAGGCGGAGAUCGAAUCUCUGCGUGGCCACCUCUCGGAUUCUCAAAGGCGGGAGGCGGAUCUUGCACGACAAGAAGCCACCGCCAAAAAGGAUCUUCGCGAGUUCCGAAGCAGAAUCAACAAGCUCGAGCAGGAGCUCCACGACGCACGCAGUGCCGCUAACCAGCCCCCAUCGAUCGUCAGCUCGCCCAUCUCCGGUCGUGGUGCGGUAGAGGAAGAGCUCCGCCGACAACUCGCGUCCGCUCAAGAGAAGAUCCGCGAUCACCGUAGCCAGCUCAAGGAUUCCGAGAACACAGCGCAGCUGCAGAUCAACGAGGAACGCCGGGAUCUCCACGACCGCCUCCGGACGGCCACAGCCGAGCUGGAACAGCUUAACAGCCAGGUCAAGACCAGGGACGACGAUAUCCGCGGCCGCCGCCAGCGCGAGCGCGAGCUGGAAGCCCAGCUACGCGCUCUCGAGCAGGCGAAGCAAGAGGUCGACUCGCACGCGUCCGCGGAGCUGGAGCGGCUCACGCGCAAGUACCACCACGUAGCCGUCGAGGAGGCGGAGCAGAGGAUCCACGAGGCCGAGAAGCGCCAUCAGGCCGAGAUUAAGGGUCUGGCUAAACAGAUCCAGUACCUCAAGGCCAAGGGCGCACGCGAAGCGUCGUUCAGGAGCGAUCUCGCGUUCAGCAAGAGCUUCUUCCUCAUGCAGCUGCAGCUGUACAGCACUUGCAACGAGGCGAAUAUGCAGCUCGUCGAGCAGAUGGGCAUCUUCCCUGACCGCUAUGUUCGCGAGAAACGGCCCGCCCUGCGCUCCGUCAUCCACGCCGUCAUCGCGACCGUUCGCAUGCAGAAGUUCAAGGAGACCUGGGCCGUCAGCAAAGAUAUCAGGAACCAGGUGGCCCGGUCCGUGGAGCUGAAGCGGUUGGAGGCGGGGAGACGAUAG